CACUAAAUAUGCUUUACAAUACCCAAGAGAACCCUUCAUUUUCCUAAAUAGGAGAGAGAGAGAGAGAGAGAGAGAGAGAGAGAGAGGGGAAAAAGGAGUGAUGGAGGUGGAGAGAGUCCAAGCCGUAGCUACACUGUCCAAAUUUAUGGACACGAUCCCGGCCGAGUACGUCCGGUCGGAGAAUGAGCAACCCGCGAUCACCACCGUGCGGGGGAAGGUGCUGGAGGUGCCGGUCAUCGACCUCCUCGGCGGCGACACCGAGGACGAGGGAGUGGCGGCGGUGGCCGCGGCGGGCGGGGAGUGGGGGUUGUUCCAGGUGGUGAACCACGGGAUACCGAACGAGGUGAUACGGAACCUACAGAGAUCCGGGAGGGAGUUCUUCGAGCUGCCGCAGGCGGAGAAGGAGGUGUACGCCAGGCCCGUGGAUGCCAAGAGCGUGGAAGGGUACGGGACUAAGUUGCAGAAGGAAGUGGAAGGGAAGAAAGGGUGGGUUGACCAUUUGUUUCACAAGGUUUGGCCUCCCUCUGCCAUUAACUACAAGUUUUGGCCCAACAACCCUCCUUCUUACAGGGAAGCUAAUGAGGCGUACAUCGAGAAGUUGCGGCCAGUGGCGGAUAAAUUGUUCAAAUGGUUAUCAAUAGGGAUAGGGCUGGAAGGGCAUGAGAUGAAGGCCGCAGUGGGUGGCGAUGAAAUUAUAUACAUGAUGAAGAUCAACUAUUACCCACCAUGCCCCCGCCCCGACCUUGCCCUAGGAGUGGUGGCCCACACCGACAUGUCCACCCUUACAAUUCUUGUGCCCAAUGAAGUCGCGGGACUCCAAGUCUUCAAGGAUGACCGUUGGUAUGAUGUCAAGUAUAUCCCUAAUGCUCUUAUUGUCCAUAUCGGAGACCAAAUCGAGAUACUAAGCAAUGGAAAGUACAAGGCUGUACUGCACAGAUCAACCGUAAACAAGGAGACAACGAGGAUGUCGUGGCCAGUGUUCUUAGAACCACCACCGGAGCUUGAACUUGGGCCGAUUCCAAAGCUCAUCGACGACGAAAAUCCACCCAAGUACAAGACCAAGAAAUACAACGACUAUGUUUACUGUAAGCUGAACAAGCUUCCUCAGUGAACUCUCUCCCUUGACUUUUGCAUUAGUGCCGUCUUGUUUGUGUUAGAACUGAUGGUGUUUUGGCCCAAACUUCUUGCUGUUGUGGUACUUAGAAUAAGAGCAGUUUUGCAGUUUGUCAAAUGUACUUUUUAGUUUGAGAAAUGAAGCGAUGUGUGGAUUUGUUU
This is a messenger RNA of Rhododendron vialii, 1275 nucleotides long. RefSeq names its product flavonol synthase/flavanone 3-hydroxylase-like. The record is from RefSeq and is a predicted model, not a curated record. The coding region runs from base 101 to 1111 and encodes 336 amino acids. Lineage: Eukaryota; Viridiplantae; Streptophyta; Magnoliopsida; Ericales; Ericaceae. The transcript is spliced from 3 exons.